Molecule: messenger RNA, 582 nt
Organism: Alternaria atra
Lineage: Eukaryota; Fungi; Ascomycota; Dothideomycetes; Pleosporales; Pleosporaceae
Exons: 1
Coding region: 1-582 (193 amino acids)
Source: RefSeq, a predicted model, not a curated record
AUGCUUUCCAAGUUUACCUUUGCCAUCGUGGCACUUCAAGCUAGCCUUGCUCUAGCUGGCAACGCCGUCAUCGCCAACCGUUGCGACUACGACAUCUGGAUCUGGUCGACCUCUACCGGCCACGCCUCAACAUCUUUCAAAGUUCCUGCACGAAGCACCCACACCGAGGGCUACACCGGUUCCAGCACUGCUAUGAAAGUCAGCAAGUCAGACACUCUGGUCGCCGGCCAGCACACUCAGUUUGAAUACUCCAUCGCCGGCGGUCAACUCUGGUACGAUAUCUCCUUUGUCGACUGUGCUGAGGGCGAAUCCGCGUCAAACUGCCCCGGCCACGACGAAGGUCUAGCCAUGGAUGCUAGCGACAGCUCGUGCGGCAGCAUCGACUGCUCUGCUGGAAGCUACUGCCCUACGCAAGCCUACUACGUCGACACCCCCGUGCAAAAGCUGGGUAUCGCCGAGCCGGUCUUCAUGUGCCCCCUAUCUCUGGGCACCAACGUUGACCUGUACAUGAAGGUCUGCUCUGGACAGGCUCAGAUCAAGAGGAGCAUCGCUGGACGUAUGGAGAUUGAUGCCGAGGUUUAG